CAUGGCUGCGAGCAUCGACGUGGCCGGUCUCCGUUCGCGCCAAAGUCCACCAUGAUUCUGUCUCGUGGGACCUGAGCAGAAUCCUUCCCCUUUUCUCAUGACAGCAACCGACAUUCAAGGCGUCAAACGAGGAGCCGUGGCGUGUUUGCAAGGAGAUGCCUUACAACACUAUCAAGCAAUCACCUGUCGCUGCUUCGAUGUUGGCAGCGACAUCUUGGGCGCCCAUAAUUUCUAUACCGCUACUUCGGACUUGGGCGAUUUUAGCAUCACACGACUGCAGGAGGUGAUCCUAGCAUCUGAUGAUGCUCACCUCUGGUAUGUGCCUUUCUUUCUUUGGUCUAUCUGUAGCCUUGCUGUAUAUUGUAACUCGUAACUGGAGU
Molecule: messenger RNA, 380 nt
Organism: Aspergillus welwitschiae
Lineage: Eukaryota; Fungi; Ascomycota; Eurotiomycetes; Eurotiales; Aspergillaceae
Exons: 1
Coding region: 98-373 (91 amino acids)
Source: RefSeq, a predicted model, not a curated record